Molecule: messenger RNA, 1206 nt
Organism: Acanthosepion pharaonis
Lineage: Eukaryota; Metazoa; Mollusca; Cephalopoda; Sepiida; Sepiidae
Source: the annotation of a GenBank genome assembly
AUGGCUUCAUUUUUUUUUUUUAUUCCUCCUCCUUUCUUUAGUCCUCCUCCCUCUGCCUCUUUCUUUAGUCCUCCUCCUUCUUUCUUUAGUCCUCCUCCUUCUUUCUUUAGUCCUCCUCCUCCUGCUUCUUUCUUUAGUCCUCCUGCUUCUUUCUUUUGUCCUCCUCCUCCUGCCUCUUUCUUUUGUCCUCCUCCUCCUUUCUUUAGUCCUCCUCCUGCCUCUUUCUUUAUCCUCCUCCCUCUGCCUCUUUCUUUAGUCCUCCUCCUUCUUUCUUUAGUCCUCCUCCUUCUGCUUCUUUCUUUUGUCCUCCUCCUUCUUUCUUUAGUCCUCCUCCUCCUGCCUCUUUCUUUUGUCCUCCUCCUUCUUUCUUUAGUCCUCCUCCUGCCUCUUUCUUUAGUCCUCCUUUUGAUGAUUUUUUUAUUUCUCCUCCUCUUUUCUUUAUCCCUUCUUCUCCUUCCUUUAUUUCUCUUCCUCCUGCUGAUUUCAUUAUUCUCCCUCCUCCUUUUUCCACCUAUUUCAUUAUCCCUCCUUCAUCUUUUUUGUUCCACUCCCUUCUUCCUUUCACCUCGUCUUUUGUCUGAUUCAUUCUUUAUUCAUUUGUUUUUUGGUCCUACCCCUUCCUUCAACUCAUUCUUUAUUCUUUCCUUCUUCUCCUCCUCCCUUAUUCUUUGUUUCUCCUCCUCCUCCCUUAUUCUUGUUUUCUCCUCCUCCUCCCUUUAUUCUUGCUUUCUUCUCCGACUCCUCUAUUUUUCUUCUUUCUCCACCACCUCCAUUCUUGCUUUUUCUCCUCCAUUCUUACUUUCUCUUUCUCCUCCUCCUCCUCCUCACUACUUCUUUCUCUUUCUCCUCCUCCUCACUACUUCUUUCUCUUUCUCCUCCUCCUCACUACUUCUUUCUCUUUCUCCUCCUCCUCACUACUUCUUUCUCUUUCUCCUCCUCCUCCUCUACUUCUUCUUUCUCUUUCUCCUCCUCCUCCUCCUCCUCCUCUUUCUCCUCCUCACUUUCUUUCUCUUUUCUCCUCCUCCUCCUCACUACUUCUUUCUCUUUCUCCUCCUCCUCACUACUUCUUUCUCUUUCUCCUCCUCCUUCUUUCUCUUCCUCCUCAUUCUGUUAUUUUAUUUUACUGGUACUUUCAACCUUGUCGCACCGUUUCAGCUGAUGCAUUUUGCAGCAGUAGAGUUCAUCCAGUACAAACGAUGCACAUGA